This is a messenger RNA of Didymodactylos carnosus, 351 nucleotides long. The record is from the annotation of a GenBank genome assembly. NCBI's taxonomy places the organism in Eukaryota, Metazoa, Rotifera, Eurotatoria, Philodinida, Philodinidae.
AUGAGAGCUUCCCUUUGUGCUAUUCGUAAUUCUAAACCAUCAAUAGAAACGAAAUAUGGAACUAUAGGACCUGGUAACGGUUACGGCAUUUAUUGUGAUUCGCCGCUAAAUAAGUCUGGUAUUAUUGGUCCUGGUGAUACUGAUGUUUGGUAUAAAGAUGGGAAAUUAUUACCAUCAGAUAGACAACAAAGGAAAUAUAGCUAUUUUGCUCAUACAAUACAAAUAGAUAAUCUUCAGAAAAAUGAUAGUGGUAUUUAUUCAUGUAAACAACCGGAUGGAACAAUAAAAGAUAUGGUUAGAUUGAUUGCUAAACCGCCGGCACCAUCAGACAUAACAUGCAAAGUUGUCUGA